Molecule: messenger RNA, 2445 nt
Organism: Oncorhynchus gorbuscha (pink salmon)
Lineage: Eukaryota; Metazoa; Chordata; Actinopteri; Salmoniformes; Salmonidae
Gene: tmem200b
Product: transmembrane protein 200B
Exons: 3
Coding region: 428-1783 (451 amino acids)
Source: RefSeq, a predicted model, not a curated record
UAAUGGUUGGCUACGAUUAAGAUCGUCGGUCAGUCAGUCAACAGUGCGCAUAUGGAAUAAUCCUUGAAGAGCAGCCUGCUCCACUGCUCCAUUUCCACGGAAGUGCAGUGCGCAUAGCAUCACGGCUGGAGAAGGAAUGGAAGCGUCAAAGAAAAGUAGAGUAACGAACGACAAGGAUAUCUAGAAAACGUAUUGAAUAAGAGAGUUUUAUAGGAGACGGCGAGCAGCAGAACCACACUCAUCCUUGAUCCUUCCGUUUUGGUUUAAAUUAUAGGCUAAUUAAAUUGCUUCUUCACGGACAAGAUCCUAAGGCUACAUGACAGAACAAACCAAACGAUACUGUAUCGAUAUGUGUCGGGGGACAAUGAAUAUAACCGAAGAAUUCUGCGUCAAAGUGUUCCGAUAGGGCGCUGGACCGAGCCGCACCAUGAAGACCCAGAAGGCCGGGGCCCCCGGGGGCCCAACGCCAAGCUCUCCUUCCCCACGCCAACGGAUGUCUGGUUUCAGCCUGCGGGGCCGGAAGAAGAAGGAGGGCCUGAUCCAAGGCAAGCUGCGGAUCCGCUCUGUGCCAGGAGCCUUCCUAGUGCUGGGGUUCAUUGUGGUGGUGGUGGGCACGGCUCUGGCAGUGGCUGGGUACUGGCCCUACCGGUCCCACCGAUCAUCACAGCUCCUUGGACUUGGACAACAAGGCUCUGGUUCUGUGGACAGAGCAGCAGGAGGUAGAGGUAAGGGUGUCUCUGAGCCCCAGUCAUCCGGUUGGAACCUGGGGGCUAAGAGACUCCUGACCACAGCCAGUCUGAUCCACAGUGAGCGGAUGAAGCUCCUGGGACCAGUCAUCAUGGGCGUGGGGCUGUUCAUCCUCAUCUGUGCCAACACGGUGCUGUACGAGAACCGCGACAGAGAGACCCAGAUGCUGCUGGCCCAGAUGCAGAGCGUCAUCUGUUCGGUGUCGGCGGCCGUGCCCUCGGCCGACCUCUCAGACAUGUCAGCAGCCAACUCCAUGGCCAGACACUACCAGUGGGUGAGCAGUCUGCCUGCCACCCACCUUAACAUCCUCUGUCUGCAGCAGCUGGCCAGCUCAGAGCCCCUGCUGCAGACGACCAGAGACAGCAGGGAGGAGGAGGAGAGGGCUGACUAUACGUACCAGCAGGCCACCGUACAGACGGAGGCUCUACACCACCAGGAGUCAGCCUCCACCCCUUCCCUCCACUCAUCCCAUUCCAACUCCUGCAACUCCAGCAAGACAGACUUCAACACGCUGUGGGGCGGUGGUGAGCCAGGCGUAGGGGGCUCCAGCCCAGACCCCCAGCCCGCUCACCUCUUUAAGCUCCACAACUGUCUGGUGUCAGCCAGCUCCAUGUCCACUCUGGGAGGGGACGACUGGGAGAGGUCGGAGGUCACAGCCAUGCUUCCCAGGCGCUCCUACAGUCUUAGCUACAGGACUAACCCAGGCCCCCACGGGCCCCAGACUGUAAUACGUCUACAGGAAGGGGCCAUGCGACCUGGGGGACCUGGGGCGGACCCACAGAUAGUGCAGCACAAGCCCACGCGGAGGGAGCGCAGCUUGGACGUGUGUGUGAACAUGGUUGGAUGUGUGGAGACCCCGGAGCUCACCCCCGUAGAGGAACAGAGGCAUCGCAGCUGGCCCCGGUUAGACCUGGGCUGUGCCCGCAGGUACCUGAAGCUGGACAAUAAGGAGGACUCGGUGGACAGACUGCUAGACCAGUUGGAGCAGCAGUGUUCUCAGUGGGAUAAGAGUUUCGGCUCAGGGCCUUUCCAAUGAGACCCAGUAAGGGCCCCAUAUCUCAAUAUGGCCCCAUAUCAAGGUCCUCUGUCUGUUUUUUAAAAGCAGCUUAUAAAUAAAGAAAGACCCUCAUGGAUGCUGAUAUAUCGACGACCAGGAGUAGGAGCUUUUUCUGUUGGAUUAUAACACUGUUUUCACUGACUCCUGAACCCGAGAAACCCUUUUAUGUACAACACCGAAUUCCUCUCCACAGUGUCGAGCAGCUUCCAAAUCUGAAGAUACAAACCUUUUAGAAACCUUGUUUCUCGGACUUCCCAUGGCGUGGAUAUAUAAACACAAGCGUUGGAGGACUGCAGACCAAUGGGAUCAGUUUGGCAGACAUUCUGUUUUAAGAGGGGAACAAUACUCCAUACUGUCAAAGAUACGUUGGAGACAUUUCCCAGUCUGUUUACUGGGUGACAGUUAGACUUGACACUUGGCAACACUGAAGGAAUCAAUUUGUCUUUCAUUGCCAAGGCAUUGCUUGUUUCCAGGACACAACAAGCACAUCCGAAUGUGGGAGGUGGAAAACGCAUUAUAACGAGGGACUGUCUUCACUGUGUAAUCUAUUUAAAAACCAAACUACUCAAAUCUGUCGGCGAGCCUCAGAUGUGCUUCUGAUAACAGCUAGUACAAUAAAACACAUGUUCCAUAGACCAAAA